Centruroides sculpturatus (bark scorpion) is the source of this 11587-nucleotide messenger RNA. RefSeq names its product vacuolar protein sorting-associated protein 13B-like. The record is from RefSeq and is a predicted model, not a curated record. Lineage: Eukaryota; Metazoa; Arthropoda; Arachnida; Scorpiones; Buthidae. The coding region runs from base 131 to 11446 and encodes 3771 amino acids. The transcript is spliced from 49 exons.
AUAUGUGGAAGAUGAUAUUGUUUUAUCUCUCAAUAUAAAAUCUGCAGAACUUUUUAAUGCCAAUGAGAAAUGGGAAAGGACAUUUAUUGAAUUAAGUCAAUCUGAUCCAGUUUUAAGGAAAGUUGUAAAUAUGCAAAAUUUAACAGUUUGUUUAGACAGAAGAGAUGCUAGUGGAAAAAUUCAGACUUAUCAAGAUCCAUUAUUAUAUCGAUGUUCAACAGUGUGGAGGUGGUACAGUGCUUACGAUAGUCCACAUUCUAAAUUAGCAGCUGUUACUCGAAUACAUGUAUUCUGCGAUUGUUUAGACUUCUCAAUAACAGAUCAACAGUUACCCAUGCUACUACGUUUAGGUCAGUUAUGCUUGCUAUUACUUUAUGGCGAAGUAGGAUGUAAUUAUGAAGAAAUGGUUGCUUCUUCUGAAUUAGAAGUAAAUAAUUCAUCAAAUCAAGAACAAAAUAUGUCAGUAUCUCAGGCAGGUGGGCAAUCAGAUGGAAGCAAUGUUGGAUGGGCCAGUUGGGCAUGGUCGUUCGUACCAGAAAUUUUUCCACUUUGGGAAGAUGAAGAAGGAAUGGAUGAAAUUAAUGCAAAAUUGUUGACUUCUUGCAUAACACAAUUUGGAUUGUUUAUUGAUAAAGCAAGCUGUGUAUUUAAGUUAUCAGAAACUCUUCGAGAUACAGCGUAUUACAGUCCUCCCAAACUUAGUUUUCAGCCAAUAAUAAACCUUAAUUUUUAUGGAAUUGCAACUGAAAUCACCAAAAAAGGAGAAGAUUAUGCAAAUAUUCAUAUGGGUGUAACUGCUGUUAUUCUAAGUGGAAUUGGUGAUUGUCCAUGCAAUAAUAGUGAUGGAGAAUUAUUAGAUAAUGAAAAUAAUUAUUUUCGAGCUGGCAUACUUCCUUCUAACGGCCAUACCUAUAAUUAUUGUACUUCUUCGUUGUUUGAUCCACUUGCACCCGAAAAUUGCAAUCAAAGAAGAGAAUAUAAUUUUGAUAGAGAAGAUCAUUUAACCAGACUUACUGAAAGUAUAAUGAUUGAAAGAUUUCCAGCAUUUUCUUUUGACUACUUUUAUGAACUUGAAUUACCUGAAGAUUGGCAAGGAUCUUACUCUGACAUAACUCCAUUAUAUUUGGAAAAAAAUAAUUUUCAUGAACGGUCUCUCUGUCGAAUGGUGCUUGGACCUUCCUGUCUUGAAGUAUCUAGUGAUAUGGUCCAUAGAUUUUUAAAACUUUAUCAUUAUGCAAAUAUUUAUGAUUAUCCUCCUUAUAAUAUGAAUAAUUUAGAUGCUGCUUCAAAAUUGUUUAGUUUUUCUGAUGAAAUUGUUGAUGAAUUAGAAGAAUUUGUACCUCAAAGAAUUUAUCAUAUUACUUUAAUUAAACCACUUAUUCAUAUUCAUGUAGCAAAUCAUCCCUAUCAUAAAUUAAAUAUUAAGAAAACAUCCAGGAAACAUAGAAAGAAAGAUAGAUUAUCAAAGAUCAGAGAUAUAAGAAAUGUAACUCAAAAUUCUGACCAAAGCAUUAUUGUAGUAAUUAGUAUGGAUUCAAUUGAUUUUCAAUUUAGUAAACCCAUGUAUCCUUAUAAAAUGGCAAAGAUAGUAUCAUCUCUUGAAAAUCCAUCAGAAACUCUUCUUCAUCAGUGUCAUGCUCAUUAUUCUUUAAAGGUUUUUGGGCUUGAAGCAACUUUAGCAAGAGAAGAGAAAGCAUUACACACAUUAUUAUUACCAUGUAGUUUUGUCCUGUGUAGAAAGUUGUUACUCUUACAAUCACUAUGGUCAAGUCAUCAGAAUAUUCAUUUAGUCAAUGAUUGGAUAGAAAUUAACAACAUAAAUAUUCAGUUAAAACACUCUCAUCUAAUUGCUUUAUUAUACAUGUGUUUCUCAUGGCUUGAUUCAAGUUUUACAUUUUCACAUAAUAUUGUCGCACUCAUACUACAGAAUGCAUUUAUUAAAGAUAAACCAACCAUAAUAUUACAACUUCAAAACAUGGAAUUUCAUAGAGCUGAAACUGAAUCUUCUAUUAUUGGUGAUGGAUCGAUACAGAAAAUAAAACUUUAUUUAAAAGAUAAUGAUCAUUCUGUAACAUUACUUAAUGGGCCUGAAGAUACAAAAAACAUCCACAGAGCUUCUUUCUUCCAAAAUAUUUCUUGUGAAUCAGAUGUGUUGGGAAAUUGUUAUGAUAUUGAAAAUAAAUCUUGUAUUGUUGUCAGUUUUCGUUGGCCAAAAAGUUGGUUGAACCAAAAAACUCCAAUAUUAUUGAAACUUCAAUUAAGUGGAAUGGCUGGAAAUCUUGAUCCUGCAAUUAAGCUGUGGUUUAUUGAUCGUUUGGCUUUAAAUAAUGUCCUUUCAAUGAAUGUGAAAAUGGCUGAACCUGCUUCGAUCAUUUCAUCGCCAAUAGAUGAAUCUUAUCAAGAUAAUUCGAUUAGUAGCAGUCAUACAGCAACUCCAAGUAACAGCCAAACAGCUAGCAAAUCUCAUUCACUUCCGGUAACCAACACUUCAAAAAAUGCUACUUUAAAUGAAAUAUUAUCUUCAGAUUUGAUAGAAAGGAUAACAUAUUUUUAUAAUAUUUUAAAAUACAUUUUAGCACAGAUUGAAGUAGAAAGUUGUUGCAUUCUGUUUACUUCACAAAUGUGGGCAACUUCGAGUGACGUUUACACUGGAAACUCCGUAUUAUCUUCCUGGAAAAAUGCUUACAUUAAUGAUAAUCUCUCUCUUGCAUCCAUUUUAUCACUUCCGCAACUGAAGUUACAGAAUAGAAAUGUCUCCAAUGCAAAACAAACUGGAACUUUGUCAAAUAAAGAAUUACCAGCAAUUAAUAUGGAGGAUUGGAAUCUUGAAUCAACAACAUUUUCUUGGUCAAUACAACUUUACAAUUCUAGUCUUUAUUCAUUACACAAAAAAGGAAGCACUCGAUAUAUCCUAAAGCCAACGUCUGCUGCAAUAACUUUAGCUGAUAAUACCAAAUCUGCUCUGUCGCCAUCUACACAACUUGGGUUUUGCAUUCAUGUCGAUACAGAACCCUUACAUCUUUGUUUAUCAGCAAUUCAGGUACAAAUAAUGGUGAAUGCAAUGAAAUGUAUGUUAGACUGUUAUGAACAGAUGAAGAUAAACAAAUGGAUGGAUUCUUUAAAGAUUCAUGAUACUUUCAGUAUUUUAACUCCAAUUGAAUCUAUGUCAAAAACGAAUCUUUUGAUCGAUACUAGUUUGACAGCAAACACUCCAGCAGAAGUUAUUGAUGUAUCAACUGGAGAAAAAGAAAUGAAUUCUGAAAAUGCUUCAUCUUUAACAGAUGUAUCUUUAAAAGGAGAAGAAAAGACCCGAAUUACUCUUUGGUUGCAGUGGACUUUGCCUAAAUUUAGUACAAGUUUAUUUGGUAAAGAAAAUACAGAAACAUAUUCCUGGUUACAGCUAGAAGCUGAAGAAAUAACUUUAUCAUUGGAUAUUCAAGAAAUAUACAUGAAGGCAAAAGGAAAACUUUCUUCUUUUAAUAUCAGUUCAUUUCAAAAAAGUAAAGAUAACACUGAAUGGAUACCAGGUCCGUUUCGAGGCAUAGUACUCUGUUCUAAUAAUAAAUUAACUCAUAAUAUUCAUAUUGGAUCGCCAAAACAUGCCAACAUUUCAUCAACCUCCUCUUCUUCUAAUCAGAUGUGUGACCUUCAGAAUCAUGCAUUUUUACUUGUAACAUAUACACAAGCAUUGUGUAGAAAUGUUAAAAAGAAACUAACGACAAAAUAUCAAAGUCAUUCAAUGGGUGAAAAACAAUCUGAUAUUCAAAAAUUGUUUACUAAUCAACAGUCGGAGCGUUAUGUAAGUGAAAUUGACAUACAGAUUCAUCCAUUUGAUAUUGUCCUUUGGAUGCCUUUGUUUUCAGUUAUUUCACAAAUUGCUUCCCCAUUAUUUUCUUUAAUCGAGAGGCAAGUAAUACCAAUAUCGGUAAAUUCAUCAAAGCCGAUUGGAUGGAGUACCAAUAAUCAUCGAUUACCUUUACUGUACGUUAAUGCAAAAACUAUAAGAAUUUUCUUACCAAGGACAGUUAGUUGUGAUGUCGAUAACUACAUUCAAACUAAAGAUAUAAGCGAGCCUUCUGAGGACAGAAAUAACAUUUCGAUGUAUUCGAAUCCCGAUUUAAUAUUGUUUCACAUUGGUGCAAUCAACAUGAUACCACAGGCCGAUAAUCCCCUAUCUCGUAUCAUUAUACAUAAAGAAUUAUAUCACGCUGCUCAACAGUCGAGAACUUUAAAUAUUCCUGGAUCCGAUAUUGAAGACCGACAAUAUCAGUUGGAUAUUUUUGGAUUAGCUAUUACUGCAGUUCAGUGGAAGGAAAUAAUUUUGCACAGUAAUUUGCAAAAUGAACAAAAUGCCUCGUCUGUAUUAAUAAUGGGAGAAAAUCCGGCUUUAGAAUGGAAUACCAGAUUACAGUGCAAACAAGAUUUAAACGAAGAUAUUGAAAUCACUUGUAUACCUAUUUUAUCUCAGUUUGAUAUCCAAGUUACUUUUGCUCCUGCAAUUGUGUACGAGUUGCCACAACAAGAAGAUGGAAAAGAUCUAGAGGAUAUUCUCAUAUGUGGCCAUUCUUUAGAAUUAAAUCUUAUAAAUGAAAUAGAUUUAUAUUUGAGUAUCCAACAAAUGGCAUUAUUUUGUGAUAUAUUUGAAAAUAAUAUUGGAUUAUUUUUACAAAGUCUAAAUGAACUGGAAAAUUUUAGUAAAAAACUGAAAAGAGAGAAACAAAAUCAAAAAUUUGAAGUGGUCAUGGAUAGUGGCAUAGACAGUGAAUGCUCGAUAUUACAGCCUGGUAUCUAUCAAAUUCCAUUUUUUCAUUCAGGAAUAGGAAUUCUUCCAACGACAGAGAUAAACCAAACACAUGUCAAUAAAUUUGUUCCCUUUGAAAUUCUCAUAACGGCAGGAUCCCUGUCAAUUACCAUGUUUGGUCAUAAAUCUGAUGAGUUUUCUGCAGUGCCAAUAAAACUUCAUUCUGGUACAAAGCGAAGACUGCGUCGUCGUCAUCAUCAGACAUCAGAUGGUAAAGAUGAUGACAUCACAGUGAUUAAUUUCCAACAGAAAAAAAUUAAUCAGCAAAAGGAAGAAACUACAUCCACUGAUUCUAGUCCGCUCAAAAGUGUGGUUCCAAAAUACACCAAAAGUGAUAUCUUUCUUUUUAACGAAGAAGAAGGUUAUGAUGGUUCACAAGAUUCGAGUGAGAGUGAUACAGAUAUUCAAUCAAAAGAUUAUUUUAAACAACCUUCCAAGCUGUUUCCAUUUUUAUAUAUAACUAUAAUUCAACCUCAUGCAUUUAUGACUUCUUAUCCUUUGACUCAAAAAUUAGAAGUUAGUUGCUUUGACGUUCAAGUAAAAGGAAUGGCAUCAGGACAUUAUAUCCUAGAGUCAGAGAACAGUCUAAUUCCAACACCUGAUGUUUUCACUGUACCAUGGUUAGAAACGAAACCAGGAGAAGCAAAUGCUAAAACCGGAAUACCUCCAUCGCUGUAUACUUUAACCUGUAAAGAUUUCUUACAUCAACCAGCUAUGAUACAUAUGUGUUUUGAAAGACCCAUAAAAUGCAAUGUAAGUCCAUCAAAAUAUCAUCAAGUUUCUUCGUUUAUUAAUUCAAUAAAGAAAUACGUCUUUAAGAAACAAAAUUUAGAAGUUAAAAUGGAAAAGGAAGAAAAUACGGAAAAUAAUGAUGAAACAGAUACAGGGGCAAAUAUUAAAAAAUUUCGAGAAUUUAUCAGUCACCUUAAAUCCUUUGAAAUUUCUACUGUACAAACUGUUUUUGUUAUUGAUUUGGGACAAAAAUCUCAAGAUCUUCAGCUCACAUUAUCAAUUGAAAAUAUACAUGGAAUAUUAGAUAAAGUUCCAAAAACACAGACAGAGAUCUUCAAAAUAGAGUUUAUAAGUCUUCUAUUAAAAACUGCUUAUAAUGGGCAUACCUGUCCUCUCAUAGGCCCAUUUACAACAAAACUCCAGCUAACAACAAUAUGGAAAAUUUGGCAUCUUUGUUCGCCUCUGCCACAGCUUUUGUUACAUCUUCAAGGAGAUGCAGUUGUUUUGACAUUUGGACCUAAACAAUUAGAGAGCCUUCUAGCUUUACAGAAUGUCUUGCAACAAUUCAUUAAUAAUACUGAAAAUGAUUCACAAGAAUCAACAAACAAAAAUAAAUCAACAGAACUGACUAGAAUAGAGUGGAAUGAUGAUUUGCGGAAAGGCUCAUUUCAGUAUAUACAGGAUACUGAAGGAAUUGGUCUUGAUCCUCAGCCUCAAGAGAUUGUUUUUUGUAAGGAACAAUCUGGGGAACAAAGUACGAUGACUUGGUGCUAUCCAGAACCACGAACUUUAACAUCUGUUACUGUGUAUCCGGUCCCAUUACAUCCAUCUUCAAAUAAUUCAGAAAUUGAAGAAUCAAUUGAAAAAGUUGAAUGUUCUCUUCAGUAUUGGGAUAAAUUACAGAAUUGCUUUAUAAAUUAUUGCAAUUUUCAGUUAUCUGAAACAUCUCAAUAUAAUUUGGAUUUACCUGUGAUAUGUUCUGAUUCCAGUCACAUCGCCAUUGUUUCAGAAAUAUGGAGAAUUGUUUUAUUUAAUACAGAAGAAGAUACUAAAAUUGAAAUUCUGUCGUCUGGAGCAUUAUCACCUCUUGUCUUGGCCGCUUGUCUUAGAGUUGAUUCUUGUUUCGAUCCUGCUCUUAUUCCAGUUUUAUCAGCUAGCAUGAAUUUUGAUUUAAUUCAGAUUUCUAUUUACAAUCAUUUCAAAAAAAUAGCUCCAUCUCUCAACUUACAUCCAUUUAGUUUUGAUGGUCAAGCACCCUUAGAUCAAGAAUUUCUCUUAAUAUCUGUUGAUGGUUUAUCUUUAAAUUAUAAAAAAUGGUAUCAGCAACUUAAAGUCGAUGUUUUGAUGAAUAUUGGAUGUGAAAUAUUGGAAUAUAAAUGUUUAACUAUGCAAACUAUGUUUGAACCUUUUGAUAUACAAGGACAUUUAUAUGUUAAUAUGGAGACUGAUAAGCCUCCUAUAUACGAGAUCAAAGUUACCAUUCAUCCAUGCUUCAUUCAAAUAAGUCAGUCGAUCAUUCAUACGUUAAAUAUCGGCAUUGAUAGUUGGUUGCAGGUUCUAAAUAAAUCAUCAGAAAUUAAACAAAUAUUACCAAAUUAUUACAUUAUCUGUAAUAAUACUCAACAAACAAUUUAUGUUGGACAAAUUGAUACUGAUGAAGCCAUUAUGUUACCUAGUCAGAAAAUGCAUGCUUACAGUUGGAAAUCACACAACAAUAAAAAGCAAAUUCAUGUCUGUUUGGAGAACAUGAAAUGGAAAUGGUGUGAAGCAUUUAGUAUAGAUUCAAGCAUGACUUUGAUUCAGACAGUGAAAAAUAAAGAAUAUUCAAUUACAUUGAUUAUCAAAAUAGUUUCUUUAUCUAAUGUGCAGAAACAGAUAAUUAUCAAUGGACAGUUAAUGAUUUCAAAUAAACUAAACCAAAAUUUAGAAGUUCAGUUACAGACUAUCAAUCCUUUUCUUCCUGUCAGAGAUUGGACGGGACAUAAAUUAACAUUGGGUUUAAAUAAGCAGAGUAUUCUGCCAUCAUUUAUCUUCAGUAAAAAUCAGAUUGGGGCAUUUCGAGUGAGACUGAUGGGGCUUGACACUCCCUGGUCCGAAAGCGUUACAAUUACGAAAAACAAAGUGCCAAAUCAAUUAAUUAAGCUACCAAUGAAAGAUAGUUCUCAUUACUUAUCUUUCUGGUGUCACAUAUUAGAUCAGCAAAUAACACAGAAAAUCAGUAGCACACUGAUUUUAUUUUCUCCAGUAUUUAUGGUUCGCAAUCAUUUACCACAUCCAUUAUUAGCACAUCUGGAUAAUCAUAUCUCACACUGUGUUGAAAUUUCUGGUCAAGGUGAAGAACAUCAACUCCUUACCAUAGGCGAUGCAAAUCUUUGUUACUCUCUGAGUUUUCAGAUGGCACCUGGUAUGAAAAUGUCUGCUCCGGCAAUUUCACUUUCCUCUUCUCUAAUCGAUGAAAUUAAAGAAACAUCAUCUGAUAUUGACUAUUCACUUCUGUAUAAUCAUACUACGUCUAUUCAAUCAUUAUGCUGGCCCUAUGAUAAUGCUGAAAUUACCAGUGAAAUCAAAGAACUCUUUAAAAAUAAUUCAACAUUACCAAAUAUUCCAAAACCGAAUCAUUUUUCCUGUAUAUCUAAACCUUCGGAGUUACCUGAUAUAGAGUUACAGGUUGGAUUAUCACAGCAGUGGCCCGGUUGUAACACUAUCUUAAUCGACGUUAAACCAUACGGUCUCCUUAUUAAUAAAACUAACAUAGAUUUAUACAUGUUGGAUGAUAACGGACAGGAAUGGAAGAUAAAUCGUUACUCCAUCUUUACUCCUCCAUCUCUUCAAAAAUCUUUCCAAAUAGGAGUACAACAUCAAGGAAAAUCAUUCUUUUCUAAAUCAUUACGGAUUAGUGAUCAAGACAGAUUGUACUGGUCAAAAAUGGAAGACGUUUUGCCUUUAUUUGGUUAUGCAACUAUACCCAUUGAAGUGGUUGACAAUAAAAUUUCGAAAAUAUGUCUGCUUCUUGUAUCAUCAUUAAAAGAAGAAGGAAUUAAUAUUGUUACCAUUCAGCCAACAAUUUAUAUUACUAAUAAUUCGAAUAAAGACCUCCACAUGAUUAGUUAUAUAUCAUUAACAUCACUUCAGAAAAUGUCGAACUGUCAGAAGCCAAUGAAGAUAAAAUCAACCUCCGAUAACUGUUCUGUACAACCUUUAUUGUUUUGGGAAAUUUCCGAUGUGUCAUUGUUCCGUGAAAACGAUAAUAAGUUGAGCCACUAUUUUGAAUUUUAUCAUUCGACAAAUCAAGAAACUGACGAAUACAUUAAAAAUUUUGAAUAUUGGAGCUAUCCCGUUUGCAUUCAACAAAAUAUGAAAUUUGAUCGAAGAUACACUUUUUCGAUUCCCGAACCAGAAAAACUGUAUACUAAACCAUAUGUUAUGACAUGUCAUGAGAAGAAAGGUGUUAAAUAUCUUGUUAUAACUCACGAUUCCUGUCCAUUAUUUAUGUUUCAUAAUAAUACUCAGUAUUCAUUAACAUUUGAACAUGUUUAUGCAAGAUCUAAUAAAGAAGGUGAUAUUCUUUCUGAAGAUACUGAAUCUCACCAAAGAAUUCUUAUUCUUUCUCCUCAUAAUUCAAUGCAUUACACACUGCCAGCAAUAUCUCAGAAGUUUCCAGAUUAUGUUGAACAUAUUCCAGCAAUGCAUUUCUCAUUAUAUGUGGACGAACACACUGAAAAAAUAUGGAGCAUUCCUGUUGAUAUUGCUAGAAUUAAUGAUCAGUUUGUUAAUAUUCCAAGUUGUGGUGAUGUUCGAAUAUACAAAGAAGAAGUCGGACACACGAGACACAUAUUCAUCGAUCCCGUAAACAGGGUAGAAGUCUCAGCUAAGGAAAUUCGUAGUCGAAUUGGAUUAAACACACAAGUAAUGUUAAAUUCUGAUGCAUUUACAAAGAUAGAAAAUGAAAUUGAAAUAUCAAAUGGUAGAAAAAGUAAUCAAGUAACAAUUGACUCACAAACUGAAAACAAUAUUAAUGAUACAAGAAAUAUUUAUUAUUUAUCAUUCUCGGCAACGCACAUAUGUUUUGUAUUGAAAGACGAUUUUAACGAAGAAAAUCCAAAAGAAAUUUUAAGAUUAAGUUUAGAUAAUAUAUUAUCAAUGGCACAACCUCCAUCGAUAAAACCACGUGAUUCUGUUUUAAAAUAUAACCACUGUAUGCAAGAAAUUAAUGUUUUUAUUGGUAAAAUACAAAUUGAUAAUCAAAUGAAUAGCACAGGUAUCAAAGGAUACGAUUUUCCAGUCGUGAUGAUACCUCAAAAUUGUCUGUCUUAUUCUGAAAUAUAUCAAAUAAAAGAAUCUUCUUUUCAAACUAGGUGGUCUAAAAUGAAAGAAACUGCGCAUGUUGUAGUAUAUUUAUUUUUACAAAAGACUUGUGAUAAUGGCUCUGCUACAGUUGCGAUUAAAAAUCUUUCCAUAACACUACGUCCAUCUUUGAUUUAUCUAGAAGAUUCACUAUAUUAUAAACUUGCAGAAUUACAGUCUUCUUUUCUAUCUUAUAAUUCCAAAAUGAAGUUACCAGAAUGGAAUAAUGAUUUGCAGCUUCCUUUAGAUAUUAAGAUCAUUAAUAAGACAUUUUCUCAUCCUGUUCAUAUUCAACAUUUGCAUAUCGAUGCCAUCAAUAUACUUUUAAGUCUUCAUGCCUCUGUCAAACUCUAUGUUGCCAUCGAUCAUUCUCCUCUUUCUUUUAAACCUUUUGAUAAAGAUGAAAUUUUUACGACAACUUUUAAACUUGGCCAUAUUAUCACUCAUCAUUUUUUAACUGGGGCACUUUUAAGAGCAGGUUGGGUCGUUGGAUCUCUUGAUCUUCUUGGCAAUCCUGCUGGAUUUGCGAGAGCUGUAAGUAACGGAAUGGCAGAUUUUUUCCGGCUUCCUUAUCAUGGCUUGCUUCAAGGUCCAUGGGCUUUCAUCGGUGGAAUAUCUCAUGGCUCAGCAUCUCUUUUACAGCAAAUAACAUCAGGUGCACUUGUUUCUGUUACAAAUCUAGCAGCAAGUAUUUCGAGAAACAUGGAUUUUUUGUCUAUGGAUGCAGAUCAUCUCUCUCGACAAGAGGAAUUGCGCCGACAGAAACCAGUAGGAAUUAGUAUGGGAAUUCUUCAGGGACUGACAGGAUUUGGCAUUAGUUUGCUUGGAUCAGUUGCGGGUAUCGUAGAACAACCGAUACAAGAAGUUCUACAACAACAUCCAACUUUAACACCUUCUUCUUCUGUGAGAACUGCAACUGGUUUUGUAAAAGGAGUAGGUAAAGGUUUAGUGGGUAUAGUUGCCAAACCAAUUGGAGGAGCAGCGGAAUUAAUUUCUCAAACUGGACAAGGAUUAUUAGAAGGUUCGGGAUGGAGAAAGCAGCCUUCUCGGCAACAUUGGCCUGUCGGUUCUCAGAUGGAAUUUAAUGUCAGCAAAAUGAAGUUUAUUUGGAAAAUGUUACAGAAUAUUUAUUCAGGAGAAAUUAUGUUAUGUGUAGAAGCAAACCAUUUAAACCAGUGCGGGAAAUACAUUUCUGACACGCUCAUUUUAACAACAGAGGCUUUAAUAGUAUUAAAUAAAGAAAAUGAUUCGGUGCAACAAAGGUUUCUACUAACUGGAAUAACCUGCGAAGGAACUGAAUAUCAAAGUGUUUUAUGCAUCACUCCGAAACAACAAACAGCCGAUAUUCCUUCUAAAGUGGGAAACCAGACCAAAGACAGAGUUGAAGAGUACAUUAAUAAGACGUCCCAAUAUAGCAUCCCAAACAUAAAUACUGUCUCUGACGAUCCGUCUCUUCCACAGGUUCCCAUAGCCUAUCACUAUUAUGUUCAUCCGAAAAUAAGGCCGAUUAUACUGUCUAUGUUUAAUAUAUUACAGAGAAGGUUAUUGGGGAAGGGUUUCUCAGUAUAAAUAAAUAAAAAGGACCAAUGUUUUUAUGUAGGUGGGUAUGUGUCGGACCAAAUGCAAUUUAAUAAAACAAACUUUUUAUAUAUUUCUAUUAUUGUAUAGUUUGUUCCUGUUUGUAAAAUAUCUGAAAAGGCAAUAAAAUAA